This is a messenger RNA of Lasiosphaeria miniovina, 1971 nucleotides long. Its product is annotated as acyl-coenzyme A:6-aminopenicillanic acid acyl-transferase-domain-containing protein. Lineage: Eukaryota; Fungi; Ascomycota; Sordariomycetes; Sordariales; Lasiosphaeriaceae. The transcript is spliced from 2 exons. The record is from RefSeq and is a predicted model, not a curated record. Bases 500 to 1855 code for a protein of 451 amino acids.
UGGAGUCCGCGCUAACAAAGAUUCGGCAUCUAGACUGUGUGAAAGCUUGAGCCAUGGCCCGUCAAGGACAACAUGUCUCUGCCAAGAGUCGCCAAUAAGACUUAUGAAACCUUCAAGACGGCCGUAGCCUUCAGCUAUCGACUGACCUAGGUGUGCAAAGACGAUAUUUGACUAGCGCCUACCUUGGUUACUUCACCUCUAGCUUAUUCUCGGCUAUGUUCAUGUCCACCAAGUGAUCUGCCUCGAGUUUAUCGCUGCCGCGCCGUGCCGCCCAUGCCAUGGCUCUUUCCUACAAAACUAGGCAAAAAUGGAAAGCACCAGACAUACCGUGGCAUACCGUGGCUCUGUUCGCCGACCCCGAGGUUUUCCAUUGUCCCGAGCUAGCUUGAAGCAAAAUUCCAGACCUUCCCCAGAUUAUUUUUCAUUAUUUAAUUAGCAGAAGCCUGCGAUCGACCAACCUGGCAAGCAUUCUUCUCUGGGCAGACAUUAAACCACCAAGAUGGCUCCCUCUGCCUCUGAAACACCCGAAACCAAGCACGGUGUGGGCGAAACGAUUAGAACAGUCACCGUUCACGGGUCCGCUUUUGAGUGUGGCAAGAUGUAUGGAGAACAGGUCGCCCCGUUGAUCCACAGGAACCUCACGGCUUCGACGGAUAGGUUGAGGGGGAUCGGACAACUAUGGAGUACUUGCAUGGCCAUCGUCAACGAAGUCUAUAUUCCGGGAUUGCAGAAAUACUGGCCCCGCGGCUAUGAGGAGCUCUCCGGCAUGGCUGAAGGAGCCGACGUGGAUCUCGACGACCUUGUGCUACUCAAUGCCCGCGACGAUCUCAACCAAAUUCUGCCUCAGAUUGCUCAUGGUGACGUUUGGUGGGAAGACAUGGACCCUGAUGAUCCACACGGAUAUGGAAAAUUCCUUCUCGGACAGGGUCCAGUCGUAAAACCCAUUUGGCAGCCCGACGGUGAUAACCGUUCAAGCCGCGCUCGCCAUGGCGUUGUACUGGGCCCCGUCAAGCCUGAAAGGUGCCCAGACGAAUGCACUACGGCCUUCUUUCUCAGCCCGGCAACGCAGAACCGCAAUGUCAUCUCGGCACAAAACUGGGACAAGGCGCGGCGUUUUGACGAUCCAGAUUUCAUUAUCAACCUGGAGGUGCAACCGACGGACGGCAGGCCGGCCAUGCUCAUCACGACCGAGGCCGGCAUGCUGAUGGGGAGCGGCAUGAAUUCUGCUGGAAUGGCGGUCACAUGGAGCUCAAUGAAGUCGCAGCGGGACUUUGUCCCCGUUGACCACGAGGACCCGCAAGGCAACAAGAUUCGAUGCAAGCCACGGCCCAUGUUGCCCUUCCCCUUCCUUCGACGCAUGCUUCUCGAGGGGUGGAACAUGAAAGAUGUUGUGGACGGCUUCACCGAAAUCCCGCGCCACCUAUCUGGAAACAUGACGGUCGCGGACAAACACGGAACCGCGUUCACCCUUGAGAUUAUACCGAAUGAAAUAUACCGCGUUGAACCAAUCACGGUGCCAUUUUUACUCCACACAAACCACUUCUUGAACCACCAUACCUACCGCGUCCCAGGCACGGCAGAUAGGAUGAACAUGACUGACAGCGCGCGGAGGCUCAACGCUGCCGAGGCAGAAUUGGUGUGCUCGAAAUUUCUGGGCAACAUUACCCCAGACCGCGUCGUCGAGAUCUUCUCGGGCCACCGCGAGGGGCCUCUCAGCUUGUGCAAGCACGGAAGAGAAGACGACCUGUCCGCAGUCAAGACAGUAGCCUUCGUCAUGUACAACCUCGUAAAAAUGGAAGCCUUUGUCUGCAAAGGCCCGCCAUGCUCGGGCGUCAUAACCAAGUCAGACCUCUAGCGGAUGCCUGGUUUCGGAAACAAGUUGAGGAGCUUAGCACUAGACGUGGAGGUCGAGUCCCCGGAUAAGACCCUUAGCGGCUUAGACGAGAGUCUCGACGGCUCGGACGAGACUCU